AACUGCUGGAAGGAACGAACUAGCGUCGUUUCCAUGGAUCUAAAGGAAAAUCUGGAAUCACUCUCUCUCAAAAACAGCGAAGAAAGCCAUAGUGGAAAUUUAUGGAGAUUAAAGGUAGAUUCGAAUGUGUUCUUCAUUUAUCAGGACGAAGAUGGGUUCGGAAAUGCCAUCGCCCGAGUUCUGAACCCUACUCCACAGCCUUAUAAUAAAGUCUCAGAGGUAUUGAACUUGGAAUUGGGGGAUGUAAAAUUGAAUGGCUCUGUUACUCAAUUGAGAGAGAAAGACGAUUUGAAGGCAACUAUGGUAAUGAUAGAUCGUUUGGAGCCACCAGCACUGUCUCGGGUUAUAUAUUCAGUUCUGACAAAAAUUGUGGAUGCAGAGCACAUAUCAUCUACUGUACCCACUAUCAUAGCCCCUUUUCUUGUACCGGCAUCAAAGCUUAAGUUGGAAGGUAGAUUGAUGACAACAAAUAGUGGAAAGUUUCCUCUUUAUGGUAUCCAAGUAGGCCCUAAGACUGAUGUAAGUCGAGCCAUUGCUUCCAAAACCCAGAAGCCACCUCCAUCUUUGCAAAUUCAUUACGAGCCUCUGGCCUGCUUUCUUCACCUGGUUCGUGCUGCAGACUUGCCAACUUCUAUUAUAGUUGGCCAAAGAAGCCAAAGCCCGUUUAAUCAAGCUAUAAAUGAGGAUCUGCAGACCCUCUGUGAGAUAGGAGAGGUUGCGGCAAGUGCGAUGGGGUUGUACUUCCAGAGAGAAGAAACUAAAACUAAUUGGAUUCCAACAGCUAAAGCAGCAAGUGGUGGUGGUGGAGAGCCAUGGCGCACAUUCUAUGGUUAAAUGUUUUAGGUUCCUGCAGGAAGCAGAAACUGAGGUUUAGCAUGCGAGUGGGUGCAUAUUGUAGUCAAAACUAGUGCCCAUGGUGCUGAAUUUUUUAGAUAUGAUACGAAAUGCAGUGAGCAGUGGCUUAAAAUAGUUGAAAGAUGAUCUUAUAUGUUCCGUAUUUGUUGGAUGUAUCAUAUGAUCUGGGAAUUUAGUGCAUGAAAGGUGUUCAUCAUGUUGGAAGGUGAUCCCACAUGUUUCUUGAA
Molecule: messenger RNA, 1082 nt
Organism: Hibiscus syriacus
Lineage: Eukaryota; Viridiplantae; Streptophyta; Magnoliopsida; Malvales; Malvaceae
Exons: 4
Coding region: 34-834 (266 amino acids)
Source: RefSeq, a predicted model, not a curated record